Emys orbicularis (European pond turtle) is the source of this 2149-nucleotide messenger RNA. It is a transcript of the gene CHFR, whose product is annotated as checkpoint with forkhead and ring finger domains. The record is from RefSeq and is a predicted model, not a curated record. NCBI's taxonomy places the organism in Eukaryota, Metazoa, Chordata, Testudines, Emydidae. The transcript is spliced from 18 exons. Gene Ontology annotation, cellular component: nucleus. The coding region runs from base 65 to 2107 and encodes 680 amino acids. Gene Ontology annotation, biological process: ubiquitin-dependent protein catabolic process; mitotic cell cycle checkpoint signaling; protein ubiquitination. Gene Ontology annotation, molecular function: ubiquitin-protein transferase activity; protein binding.
GGGAGUGGAUCGCUGCGAACCCCCCAAGUCCCCCUGGGCUGGGGGCAGGGCGAUGUGAAUCCAAAUGGAGCACUCUGAAGGAGGAGACCAAAACCAGCAGCAACAGCCUUGGGGGAAGCUGAUCCGGUUAGGUGCUGAUGAAGCAGAGCCCCAUGUCUUACUGCUGAAAAGAGAAUGGACAAUUGGGCGGAAAAAAGGUUGUGACUUGUCCUUUCCUGGCAACAAACUGGUGUCUGGAGAUCACUGUAAGAUUACAGUGGAUGAAGAAUCUGGACAAGUAUCAUUGGAGGAUACCAGCACUAAUGGAACAGUAAUUAAUAAACUGAAAGUGGUUAAGAAGCAGACAUGCCUUUUGCAGACUGGGGAUGUGAUCUAUGUUGUUUACAGGAAGAAUGAGCCAGAAAACAAUGUUGCUUAUCUCUAUGAAUCCUUCAAUGCAAAACAAGAUGUAACACAAGAGCUAGUAGAAGCUAAUGUAGAAAAUACGUGCCAUCUGACCAAAGAUACCUCACAUAUAGGAAGAAGUGAUGAUGGAACCCAAAUUACCUCAUCACUGCCAGCCACUCAGUCUUGCUAUGAGGAACCACAGCCAUCUACUUCUACAUCUAACCUCUUUAAUGCUUCUUCUACCUCUCUUAUCGAGCGGGCAUCUGCUGAGCAGGAUAAUCCUUCAACAUCUGGAUCACAGUCCUCUAUUUUCAUUCCUGUGCCUGCUUUCCCCACUCUAGAACCUAGGUGUCCUGGAGCAUCACAUGAAGAACAAGGACAGCUGUAUGCAAAUAGUGAAACUUCCACUAUCACUUCAAAUAUCAUUGAUAAAGAGAAAAAUGAAAGUUCUACAUCAGAGCCUCAAAGGGAAGAGGAGGAGGACUUGGAGCCUGCAAAGAAGAAAAUAAAAGGAGAUGAGAAUGCUAGUCCAUAUCUUCAGAUGACAGCUCCAAAUCAAUGUAUAAUUAAAGCUGGAUCUGAAGGUGCAAAAACAACUAAUGUGAAACCAGACAAAAUGGAAGAAACACUCACUUGCAUUAUCUGCCAGGAAUUGCUGCAUGACUGUGUCAGCUUGCAGCCCUGCAUGCACACCUUCUGUGCUGCCUGCUACUCAGGGUGGAUGGAACGGUCUUCUCUCUGUCCAACUUGCCGUUGUCCAGUUGAACGUAUCUGUAAGAACCAUAUACUGAAUAACUUGGUUGAAGCCUAUCUAAUCCAACAUCCAGAUAAGUGUCGUAAUGAAGAGGAUGUACGUAGUAUGGAUGCCAGAAACAAAAUCACUCAAGACAUGCUGCAGCCUAAGGUGCGAAGGUCAUUUUCAGAUGAAGAAGGAAGUUCUGAGGAUUUGCUGGAACUGUCUGAUGUAGAUAGUGAAUCCUCAGAUAUCAGUCAGCCUUAUAUAGUGUGCAGACAGUGCCCAGGAUAUCGGCGACACUCCAUUCCGCCACUUCCUUGCCCAGGCCAAGAGGGGGAAGCAGGAGGAUUGCAAGCAUUGGGAGAUGCACCAUCGACGUCUGCCAACUUUCCUGCAACUGUCCAGGAGUAUGUUUGUCCUUCUCAAGGAAGUCAUGUAAUAUGCACCUGCUGUUUUCAACCAAUGCCAGACCGAAGAGCAGAGCGUGAACAGAAUCCCAAUAUUGCCCCUCAGCAAUGCACAGUUUGUCUACAGCCGUUCUGUCACUUGUACUGGGGCUGCACUCGGAUGGCAUGUUUUGGCUGCUUGGCACCAUUCUGUGAAAUAAAUCUUGGUGACAAGUGUUUAGAUGGAAUCCUAAACAACAACCAUUAUGAGUCGGAUAUUCUAAAGGAUUACCUGGCAUCCAGGGGUUUUACAUGGAAAAAUAUGUUAAAUGAAAGUCUCUUAGCUCUUCAAAGAGAAGUUUUUAUGCUGUCAGAUUACAGAAUUACUGGGAACACAGUGCUUUGUUAUUGUUGUGGCCUCCGCAGCUUCCGAGAGCUCGCCUACCAGUAUAGGCAGAAUAUUCCUGCUGCUGAAUUGCCAGUGACUGUCACAUCACGUCCUGAUUGUUACUGGGGGCGCAAUUGCCGGACUCAGGUUAAAGCACACCAUGCUAUGAAAUUCAAUCACAUUUGUGAACAAACACGUUUCAAGAACUGAACUUUCUGAAAUUGAAGCUGUCUGAAUAUUUGUAGUCUUUAG